AAAGCCCUGGUGCCUUCCAAAGGGUCAUAGGAAUGCACAGAAUUUCCGAAUGGCUCUUGGUCGUUCAGAAAUUCAAUGCAUUCCAUGGACAUUUGAUCCACCUAGCUCAGGACUGCCUGGCAGCAGCUCUCCAAAGUUUCAGGGGAAGUCCUUCCCAACCCUACCUGUAGAUACUGCCAGGGAUCUCCUGGGAUCUCCUCCAUGCAAAGCAGAAGCUCUACUGCUGAAUUACUGGCCCAUAAUCCACCAACAGGUUUUCAAAUGGCGUCUUUCUUAGAAGGUGUUCAGGAGGACCGUGAGAAAACCAUGUAGGAUGUUUCUGGCCAGGCCCCUGGCCGAUCAAGCAGCCCUUGGCUUUCCAAAAGGGCUCGCCAGCCAGCUCAAGGAGGCCAGCUCUGUGGCAGCAUUAUCUCCCCCUGCAGAACCAGGCAGCACACCCAGGCGGUGCAGCUGUGCAGUGUAGAUCUUGGUCCCAGCCGCCCAGAAAUGAGACACCUCCCAGAGUUAAGGCCAAGACGCCUCAGACCGCAGCCUGCACUCGACUCCGCCAGUUCAGCUGCAUCUUCAGGGAUCAGGCAGCAUGCUUCUGCCCAGAGGCCUUGCCCUCCUCCUCCUCCUCCUCCUCCUCCUCGGUCUCAGUGUGGACACUGGCAGAAGUCAGGACUAUUCAGCCCCCAAGGACCACCAGGACGUCUACACACAGAUCAGGGAUGUCACAGAGAUCCCAGACUCGGCAAGUUCCCUCAUCACGGAGAUGAUCUUUGUGGAAACCAGCCUCGUGGCCGUCAAAGAGGGAGCCUUCCGGAACAGGCCCAACCUGAGGAAGGUUUUGUUCAUAAGCAACAAGAUUAGGACUGUGGAAGUGGGAGCAUUUGAGAACCUGGAGGACCUGGAGGACCUGGAAAUAAGUGGGGCAGAACUGCAGAGCCUUCCACCCGGCGCCUUCCGAAAUCUGCCUCAUUUGCAGAAACUGACUCUGCGCGACUCUCGCAUCCAAGGGAUUGAAAAGGGGCUCUUUGAUGAUCUCGAGAACCUGGAGGAGAUGUAUCUGCACAUGAACGAAAUCCCUUCUCUGCCGGAAGGUGUCUUUGAUGCCCUGCCCAGGCUGACCUUCUUACACUUGGCCAGAAACAGGAUUUCAGACCUCCCCAAGGAGGUCUUCAAGGAGCUGAGGCUGCUGAAGGUCCUCCGACUCUACGAGAACGAGCUCAGUGGCCUCCCGGAGGGGAGCCUGGACAGCCAGCAGAGCCUGACAGAGCUCGGCCUCUCCAAGAACAAGAUCCGAACUCUGCCCCCCAGCUUGCUCAGGAACCUGCCCAACCUGGAGAAGCUCUUCCUGGACCAGAACCGGCUGGAGGCUCUCCCAAGUGAGGCCUUCCACGGAAUGAGAAAACUCAAGCAGCUGAAACUGGCUUCCAACAGCAUCCAACGGCUGCCCGGCCGGCUCUUUGGCGAGAUGCCGCUGCUCCAAGAACUGGACCUGAGCAGGAACCAUUUGCAGACUCUUCCUGCGGGGGUCUUUGCAAACCUCACCAGCCUCAGGAAGCUCAGCCUGGCCCACAACCAGCUGGCAGGUGGGCCUCCCAGUGUCUUCAUAGGCCUCAACAGGCUCUCGGAACUCAAUCUGGAGGCAAACCUGCUCUCUUCUCUGGGGAGCCUGGCGGGGUCUUCUCUCCCGGAACUGAACACCCUCAGACUGAACAGGAACCAUCUAAGGAACGUUCCCGAGGGUCUGUUUGGCAGCUUCAGCAGACUCACCUCGGUGUAUCUUGGCGACAAUCCCUGGAACUGCGACUGUCAUCUUCUCUAUCUCCACAGGUGGAUGAGAGAUCAUUCCAAAAAAGUUAAAGACCUCAAAAAAGUGACCUGUAGAGGCGCAGGGGCGCUGGCUGGGAAGGCUGUCCUUGUGCUGACAGAAGACCAGUUGGGCUGCCUAACCACCCCCCCCAUGGCCACCAGCUCCUCUGACACCACGUCGCUGCCCACAAGGGAGUUCACCCCAACUAUACCCCCAGUCACUGAAGUCCUCACCACGGCUGAAGCUGCAGCCACGGCUGUCCAUCAUCCCACCACCGCCACGCAGCAUCUCACCACAACCCCACAAGCCACCAGCACCACCAUCAGGACAACCUCUGAAACUACCACUGGGGCCCCCUCCACUGCUGCCGCCGCUGCUGUCCAUCAGCCCACCGCCACCAUGCAUCUCACCACAACCCCACAAGCUGCCGCCACCUGGGCUAAGGACUGGGCCCUGAACACAGGAUGUGGGAGAAUGAGGGUGAGGAUUACAGUCAGCACUGAGAUAGAGGAGCCCCUGGAGGGCGGAGAGGCCGUCCCUACCCUGACAGUAGACCAGGAAAUCGCACCGAUACACCCAGCAAUCCCUUAAGCAGGCAUUUCUGCACCGGGGAAAGAAAACCAGCAUGGCAGGAAGAAGAAGGCGGACACAAGAGAGCCGUGUUCCAGUCCCACCAAAUCUGUGCUGCCUUGGAUGGCUUCUUGAGACUCCAUCUCGGCUCUCCGUCGGAAGGAAAGAGCCCUCAUAGACAGUGCUGGUUUUCAGGAGAAACACACCAAGGAUUUAAUUAAUUUUGUGAGCCGCCCCAAGCAGUAGUGUGCUGGAGAGGGUAUAAACGUUGAAAGUAAGUAAAGAUCUGCAAAAUAUGUUAGAUAGAAACUGUCUGAUAUAUUGUUGUAAGCCAUGCUAUUCACGGAACCGAGCAUCAGAUCGGAAAGAAAACAGAAUCACAGAAGGUUGAAGCUGGAAGGGACCUUGCAGAGUUGGGUCUUCUAGUCCCACUCCGUGCACGAAACCAACGGCUCCAGCAUCCCAGGGAGAGGGCUGUCCAGCCUCUGCUUGAAAGCCUCCAGCACAAAAUCACAGAAUCCUGGGUGUAGGGAUACGACAGAAGCAAGUAGCCCAGCAAAGGGGGUUAGAAUCACAGUGAGCUGCUUUAUACUGAGUCAGACCCUUGGACCAUCUAGCCCACUAUUGUCUACCCAGACUGGCAGCGGCUUCUCCAAGGUUGCAGGCAGGAGUCUCUCCCAGCCCUGUCUUGGAGAUGCUGCCAGGGAGGGGACUGGGAACCUUCUGCAGGCAAGCAGGCAGGUGCUCUCCCCAGAGCCCCGCCAAGGGGAAUACUGUACAGUGCUCACACAUGGAGUCUCCCACUCAAAUGCAAACCAGGGUGGAUCCUGCUUAGCAAGGGGGCAAUUCAUGCUUGCUACCACAAGACCAGCUCUGCACAGACAGUAGCGAGAAGAUAGGGGUAUAGGGAAAAUGAAAUAAACAUGAGGUAUACAAUUAAACUGAUAGAAAUCUGCAAUUACCGUGGAAUGAAUUAGACUAUACUACAUGAAACCUUAGCCACCUAAUGGUGCAGCGAGGAAAUGCUUGAACAACAAGCAGAAGGUUGCCAGUUCGAAUCCCCGCUGGUACUCUAUCAGGCAGCAGCUAUCUAGGAAGAUGCUGAAAGGCAUCAUCUCCUACUGCACAAGAGGAGGCCAUGGUAAACCCCUCCUGGAUUCUUCCAAAACAAAAACAAAACCACAGGACUCUGUGGGCGCCAGGAGCUGAAAUCAACUUGACGGCACACUUUACAUGAAAUCUUAAAGUCAGCUUCGUUUGCAAUAUUGAACUCAUCUGAAACAUUUCAGCAUCAUACAAAGAUUUUCCUCCUUCUCACCUCACAUUGCCCUCUUCAACAUAAUCUCCAAUUGCUUAAAUCAAUAUGUUCAUGCAUGCAAGCUGAAUUUAAAAAAAAAAUCCUAGAAGAAGUUUCAAUUGAGAUGUGGAACUCAUUGCCACAAGGUGAUACAGAGAGAACACAAUGUUAUUUGGGGGUAUCUCAAGCCAGAAGGACACACUCCUAGGAAGGGAGUGGUGCUUUAGCAGACAGCUUGUGGGAUGCUGGAGACUGUGUGAGGUGGGGUUGUUGCCAGGUCAGGCUCAGAUCCUGAGGUGCAGGGUGUGGGAUCCAGGAGGCAAGGGGCAGGGCUACCAAGUUAGGGUGAAGCCUUAUGGGAUAAGGGUGGGGUCUAGUAGCACCUCGGGAGUCAGGGCCAGAGUGCGCCUCAGUAAACGAGCAUAAUGGAUAUCGGGUGGGGAUGGAGCGGGGGAGAAGAGCGCAUUGCAAAAGCCCUCAUCAAGCCAGAGCCCCUUUCACCCACCGCCUUCCCACUCAACUCUGGCUUCUCACCUUGACAUCCUGCCCCUCCUCUUGGGGAUCCUGAGGAGGUGGCAGCAAAAAUCCCAACAGUUCAGCUCAAGCCCCAGUGGCCACCCAAAUGUCAGGACAGCAGCCUUGAACCCAGACCCCUUGAGACCCAAUACUGCUCCAAGCAGCUGGAGCUCAUGUUUGGGAGGGGAGCUUCAAGCAUGGGGAGCUUUGUCUAUUAAUGCAUGGUCUGCUCCACUCUGCCGACUUUCGAGAAUUACCCCCCACGUUUCCAUGCAGUUUUGCAAAGAAUCCCGAGAUGUACCUCUCAGAUCACACGGCGCACCUUGAAGGAAAGGGAGGGUACAAACCAGCAGAAUACAUAAAUAUGGCUCAGGAAGGAGGAAGCCUGACAGGGCCCUCCAAGGGGUGGCUCCCUCCACCACCAAAGAAUCUAACUUUGUAUCCAGGUCCCAAAGGGUCAGCUCUGAGAGGGCAGAGCAAGGGACUCCAUUCUUCUGUGCACCCUUGGUGCAAACUGCCUAAAAUCCCAAAGAACCAAUUCCAGGGGGGUAGCAGCAUUCGGCCAUCGCUGCAAGCCUCUUUGUUGCUUUUCUUAGAGUUUCCGUUGAGAAGAAGAUGAGCUGGGAGGCAGCAGGUGGGAUCGUGCCUGCAUGCACAGAGCUCAGGGCGGGAAUUGCAUCGGUCCUGAACAGGGACUCUCAACAAGAGAUGUACCACCCAACAACCUGCCCCCAAAUGCAGCUCCUGCUGGAGCAAGAUUAAGAGAGGGGUGUGGCAUCUACUGCAGACGAGGCGGGGGGCGUUCUAGGGCUCCCCGCCUGCCAAGAUGUAGGAGGGAGAAGGGGCAGGGUUAAUUGCUACGCUGCUGCCUCCAAGAAGUCCCAGGAAACUCCAAGUGCAACUGGGAUUCUGGACUCUCUUGGAGGAGAGAGGAUGGCAGACUGGCAACAGCCCGUUUAUUUUCAUAAACAUACGGGGUGGUAGUUCACGGGGGUGAAUCCUUGACUGCAAGAGAUCCACAGGAGGCGGCCUCCAUCCACUUUCAUUUAAAUGUUAGGAUCAUCAGGAGAGAUUCAGUUGCAGAGCCAACUCGGGAACUAGCCUUCUCGGCUUCUGCCUCUGGGCUUUGGAAAGCGCUCCCUGUUGAAACAAGAGCCUCCCCAUCUCUGGCAACUUUUUAAAAGGCACUGAAGACACACUUAUUCACCCAGGCUUUUAACUAGAUCUAUAGUUUUGAAAUUUUUAAUACUGGGUUUUAAAUGUUUUAAAUGAUCUUAAUUGAUUUGAUGUUUUAUGUUAUUUUAAUUGUAAACCGCCAAGAGACACAAGUUUUGAGCAGUAUAGAAAUAUUUUAAAUAACAAAAUGAUAAUA
Molecule: messenger RNA, 5553 nt
Organism: Hemicordylus capensis (graceful crag lizard)
Lineage: Eukaryota; Metazoa; Chordata; Lepidosauria; Squamata; Cordylidae
Product: carboxypeptidase N subunit 2-like
Exons: 2
Coding region: 581-2389 (602 amino acids)
Molecular function (GO): protein binding
Source: RefSeq, a predicted model, not a curated record